GGCUGCUUUUUUGUACAAUUUGUUGGCAAACCAACAAAAAAGGCAACCGCCUCAGUUAAGAAACGCUUCAGUUUGCUCGCUCGCUCGCACACACACACACACAUAAAGACAGCAUGAGGCAGCCCAGCAGACAGCAACUCCUCGCACUCGCUCUAUGCAGCGCCGUGUGCCUUAUCAGCGCCGUGCCACUGCCACAGCCAGCCGGCAAUCAGGAGCUGGAUGUCCUGCAGAUACCGCUGGCCAAUGGCAAGGAAAUCGAUGUCCUGACGUUGGGCGCCAAGGAUCAGGAGCAAAUGAUAGCCGAUCGCAAUAAGCGAACAAUUGGACUGCUGCGCGAACUGUUUCCCGACAUCACCAAGAAUGGAGCCAGCGAUACCCAGAUCGAUUUGUCCGCCAUUAACAAACAGUUGGAGGAGACGAUCCGAGUGGCCAGACAAGUGAAGGAGGCAGAGGCAGCUGCCGCCGCAGUGGCCGCCCAAACCCAAUCCCAGUCAUCCUCCUCGUCACCCAUCGCCCAGGCGCCAAUUCCCUUGAAGUCCAACGAACCCAUCCAGUUGAGUUUCAACAACGAACUCCCCAGCGUCUCUACCGGAGUGCCAGUCAGUGAUGUGAAGACCCUGAGCACAAACGAUCUGCAACUGUCGGAGUCCAAGUCACCGGCCAUUGAUGAGCUGACCCUCGACUCGGCGGAGGAGACCGCUGAGCUGGAUGACCGCAACAAGAGUAAUCUGUUCAAAAGGUUCCUCAACUUUGGCGGAGCGGGUCUGGCCGGUGGCUCCAGCGGCGGUGGUGCCGGCGGCUCACCCAGCGGCAAUGCCCUCGGAGCUGGCGGCUCUGGCAACUUCCUGCUGGACGUGGUUCGGCUCUUCUCGGGCAGCGUGCAGACCCAGCAGGGCGAUGAGGCGGCCAACUCUGUGGGCGGAGGAGCCAGCAGCACCAGCGGCAGCCUGGGCGGCGAUGGUGAUGCGGAGACGGACAGCACUCGCACGGCUGAUGGCUACACCGAGGGCAUUCCCGGCCCAGUGACGCGUCUCGUGGUGCUGGCCAAUCGCGGCCUGGCCAAUCUGGUCCAGGACUUGAUACUGCGCGUUGCGGCCACCAGCGAGAAGUUUGUGAACUUCAAGGCCAAGCUGAUAACGGCGCUGAUCUAAGGUCAGGUCAGGGGUCGGCAUGGCCAUGUCCUCGCCCGAAUUAGUCAAGUCACUCAAACUGUACAGAGUCAAAUGCAGCAGAUCUUUCCCCUUCUCUUACGCUCCAACCCCGCCUCUGUCUCUGUUCCUUACACCCCCCAUACACACACACACACACCACCCACAACCCACACCACCCACAACCCACUCACCCACACGGAGACAAUUGUGUUGUGCAUCAUUCGAUCAAAGAAAAUUUCCUGGCAAUGUCAACAUUUUUUUUCUCAAAUUUUUUAGCAAAUU
Molecule: messenger RNA, 1433 nt
Organism: Drosophila serrata
Lineage: Eukaryota; Metazoa; Arthropoda; Insecta; Diptera; Drosophilidae
Source: RefSeq, a predicted model, not a curated record